AUGCCAAAGGUUCUUUUGUUUAAAACAAAGGAGAGUUGUAAAACCCAUCAUGAUAAAACAACAACAACAACAACAACAACAGAAGACGAAUACCAACUUGCCCUUGCACGUCACAACUAUAACGUCAACUUUAUACCCGUUCUUGAUUCCAAAAGUGAAUCAGUUACGUUCAUUCAACAACUCUUGGCCAAACCACCACCCACUACCAUUGGUAGUAUCAUCUUUACUUCACAACGCUCGGUCGAUACUUGGGCCAUUGCUUCUUCAAACAUAACUGUCCACCCUCAAUGGCGGUCACUCCAUGUAUUUAUUGUUGGCACCAAAACGGCCGAGAAACUGACCCAACUAGGAUUCUUUCACGGCACUGUACCUACCAUUGUUAAAGAUCGCGCUGUACAAUUAGCCGACGCCAUGAUUCCUUUUCUUUUGCAGCAGCAAGGAGGCAAGCAAGGCGUAUUGUUUCUUGCAGGCGAUAAACGCAUGAACGAGUUACCGACGCGUUUGACAAAAGCAAACAUACCGUUCCAAGAAGUGCGAGCCUAUUCCACAUGUGCCCACCCGGACCUUACACAGCGUUUGUUGUCUUCUUCUCAGGCACAUGGGUUACCGGACUGGGCCGUGUUUUUCAGUCCCUCCGGUGUCAAUUAUGUGUUGGAACGAAACCCUGAGCUCGUCGACACGAUUCCAAAGCUUGCUGCCAUUGGUGCGACCACAGCAGAGCAUAUGCACCAACGCGGAUUGUCGGUGGCUGCUGUAGCAUCCAAACCGCGCGCUCUUGAAUUGGCUGCUGCUAUCGCUGAACAUGAUCAUGAUCAAUAG
Messenger RNA from Zychaea mexicana, 819 nucleotides. RefSeq names its product tetrapyrrole biosynthesis, uroporphyrinogen III synthase. The coding region runs from base 1 to 819 and encodes 272 amino acids. Gene Ontology annotation, biological process: uroporphyrinogen III biosynthetic process. Gene Ontology annotation, molecular function: uroporphyrinogen-III synthase activity. The record is from RefSeq and is a predicted model, not a curated record. Lineage: Eukaryota; Fungi; Mucoromycota; Mucoromycetes; Mucorales; Lichtheimiaceae. The transcript has a single exon.